Molecule: messenger RNA, 2421 nt
Organism: Candoia aspera
Lineage: Eukaryota; Metazoa; Chordata; Lepidosauria; Squamata; Candoiidae
Gene: RGS9BP
Product: regulator of G protein signaling 9 binding protein
Exons: 1
Coding region: 136-846 (236 amino acids)
Biological process (GO): detection of light stimulus involved in visual perception; G protein-coupled receptor signaling pathway
Cellular component (GO): neuron projection
Source: RefSeq, a predicted model, not a curated record
CGGGGAGGGCUCCGGGCCGGGAGAACGGCGGCGCCCCCGGGCUCAGGCCAUGCGGGCGCCGUCGGGCGAGGGUUCCUCGGAGCGCUCCGAGCGCUGCCUGGGCUGAGCGGAGCGCCGCGCCCUCCCGCGGGCGCCAUGGCCAAAGAGGAGGGCAAGGCGCUGCUGGACGCGCUCAGCAAGGUGACCGCCUGCUACCGGCACCUGGUGCUGACCGUCGGGGGCGCGGCGGACUCGCAGGAGCUGCGCGAGGAGCUGAGGAAGACGCGGCAGAAAGCCCAGCAACUGGCGGCAGCCACCAGGACCAAGCUCACGGCCGCCCUGCGGGACAAGACAGUCGGUCCGGAGGACCGGGCGGAGUUCGAGCGCCUGUGGGUCAUCUUCUCCGCCUGCCUGGAGACCCUCGAGGGCGACAUGCGGCGCGCCCUGGAGCUGGGCCAGGCGUUCCCCCUGCACGUGCCGAAGAAGCCGCUCAUCCAGACGGGUUUGAGCGGCAGCACCUCCGGCGUGGCCGCCCGGGCCAUGAGCGUCCAGAACAUGAAGUACGACGCGGAGCCCGACAUCGACGUGGUGGAUCUGGCGGACCUGGAGCACGAGAUCCGCGAGGUGGGGGAGAUGAUCUACGAGAUGGAGAUGAAGGUCAACGUCCCCCGCUGGACGGUCGAGGCCAAGCAGGAUCCGGGCGCGGAGCUGAACUCCACCAUCAGCGUGGGCGCCUCUUCGCUCGGCGUGAUCUCGGUGGAGAACAAAGCCUUCUGCGACCUCAGCAAAGUCCUGGCCGGCGGCGUUUUCACGGCCGUCCUGCUGGUCGCCAUCGUCCUGGCGGUGUGCGUAGCCAAACUCUCCUAGGGUUGGGAGAGUUUCGGAGAGCGCGUUUUCCGAGCUACCACAACCGUCUUAACCAGGCUGGAUGCGCUUAAAUGGUGUUUUAGCGCUAGAGAACGAACACUCGAUCCAGGAGAGACCUCCGUUGGGGGCUGUGUGUUGGUGUGUGUGUGUGUGUUGGGGGGUGUGUGUAUUAAAAAGCCUGCUGGCUGGGCCUUCCAUGGUUAAUAAUGUGUGGGUAUUAUAACUACCAUAGUAGGGAUUUGACUGCUAUUUAUAGAAGACUGUUCUCAGGAUCUAGAACGGAAAUACUGUUUGUGAUUAAGCUGGGAUGGGGGUUCAUGUUUACAAACUGGUAACAAUUUGCACAUGGUUUGGAGAGGGGAGUGAAUUAGAUGGCAAGAUGGGAGAGGCUCAGAAAGUGAUUUAAAUAUAAUGGGCAUUGUCUCUAAGGCUGAGGAAGGUGCUCCCUCUGAAACAUGUCAGUUCCAUUUUCCCUAAACCAGGUUUGGCUGGGAAAGGGGUAGGGAUGCUGGAGGAGAACCUCAAGGGACAGAAACUUGUGAAUGAUGUAACCGAACUUUUUGUUACUUUCUGCAGUAUAAAAGUCCAGAUUUACAGAAGAAAGCUUUAAACAGAAUUUAGAGAAAAGGAAUUCUUUUCAGCUUUCUAUUCUUUAACUUCAGUUUCGAAGGAGGAGGAGAAAAAAAACUUAGUAGUUCAGGUUCUUAGUUCUGUGCUAGCCAACUUUAAACACUUUACACAUAAGUGUAAAUCAUUGUUUUCCUUCUUGAAGUCUAUUGCUGUACUGCUGAAUCCCAUGGAACUCAGUGAAAUUUAAUUCUGAAUGAAUAUGCACCAGAUGACAGCGCAGUUUCUUCCAGCUAAUGUUUUGUGCACUGAAGCUGGGAUUUGUGUUGUACUUGAGCUAAAAUAAGACAAGAUCUUCAACAUGGUUAGGAUCUUAGACAGGACUUUCUCCCCUGUGUUUAGGGCUGGAGAUUUAAUCCACAGGGCUCCCAAGGGAAGCAAUUCCAUUUAAUUAGGCAGGAGGAGAUACUAAAAACUCUUAACUUCUUUAACAGCAAUUCUCUUAAUAAACUCUAAAACAGAGAAGUAAGGUUUUAACAAUAUCAUCCCAUGCAUGUUUAUUCAUUAGUACAUGAGAACACUGUGGGACUCAGCAUUCUGAGUAAACAUGUUUCUAUAUCCAUCCUUUAAAAGUUGUGUAGACUGAGUUAAUUUAAAAGAUGGUUUACAACUGAGAUUUGAAGCUGUGUAAACUUGAUGUGUACAAGUCAGUGAAGACAUGAACCUUAACACUAACCAGUUUGGUCAAGUGGUUGAGGCAACGGGCUAGAGACCAGGAGGCUGAGAGUUCUAGUCCUGCCUUAGGCAUGAAAGCUGGCUGGGUGACCAUGAGCCACUCCCUCUCUCUCAGCCCAAGAGCCAAUCAGGCGUGGUGUGAGACUUCUAGUCCCGCCUUAGGCACGAAAGCUGGCUGGGUGACCAUGGGCCACUCCCUCUCUCUCAGCCCAAGAGCCAAUCAGGCGUAGUAGGAGAGUUCUAGUCCCACCUUAGGCAUGAAAGCCGGCUGGG